CGAUUUGAGAAACGGACGGCAGAUUGAGGGGUGAAAUCACACCGUGAGGCUGAAGUGAGAGACCUCGAUCAUUUGCGACCUCUAUAGCAAAGCCUCAUUUUAUGGGAUCCGGAUCUCCCGACUUGAGUGGCACUAGAGUCAAGUCGGGGAUCUCCGUCCCAUUUUGCCUUCUCUCACCUUCCUCUUCCUCUCUCUCUCUCUCCGACAGCUCCUUUCCCCUCUCCUCGUUCCUCACCCCGCCAUGGCCUUUUUCUCCCACCACCAUCUUCAGCAGCCGCCGCCGCAGCAGCAGCCGGUGCAUCCUUCCUUAAGGAACGCGCUGCCGGUGCCGGUGCCGGUGGAUGGCCAGAUCCCGGCGCCGCUCGCCUUCUUCAACCCUCCGGCCGCCUUCCCGGAGCAGGCCGCGCAGGCACCGCUGGUGGACGCGUUGGGGCUGGCGGGACGGGGAUGGAGGCAGCCGAGGGAGCAGGAGCUGUUAGGGGAGAACUCCCAGAUGUCGUCCAUCGAUUUCCUGCAGACGGGCUCGGCGGUGUCGACGGGGCUGGCGCUGUCUCUGGAGGACCGGCGCCACGGCGGCGGUGGCGGGGCUGGGAACUCCUCGGGUGAUUCGCCGCUGCUCCUGCUGCCGAUGCUGGAUGCCGACAUCUCCCGUGAGGUCCAGCGGCUUGAUGCUGAUAUGGACCAGUUCAUCAAAGCCCAGAGCGAACGGUUGAGGCAGACUAUAUUGGAGAAAGUUCAGGCAAAGCAGUUCGAGGCACUGGCCUCAGUUGAGGACAAGAUACUCCGAAAAAUACGGGAUAAAGAGGUGGAAGUGGAGACCAUUAACAAAAGGAACUCUGAACUUGAGGACCAGAUUAAGCAGUUGGCAGUGGAAGUUGGUGCUUGGCAGCAAAGGGCCAAGUACAAUGAGAGCAUGAUCAGUGCACUCAAGUACAACUUGGAACAGGUAUGUGCCCAUCAGAGCAAGGAUUUCAAGGAAGGCUGUGGUGAUAGCGAGGUAGAUGACACGUCAUCCUGUUGCAAUGGUGGGGCUGUCAAUUUGCAACUGAUGACGAAGGAGAACAUGCAACCGAAGGAUUUGACGGCCUGCAGGGUCUGUAAAUCAAGCGAGGCGUGCAUGCUCUUGCUGCCUUGUCGGCAUCUUUGCCUAUGCAAAGAGUGCGAGAGCAAGCUGAGCUUCUGCCCCCUGUGCCAGUCCUCGAAGAUACUGGGCAUGGAGAUAUAUAUGUAGAGUAGAAUUUGUGUACCGCUCGAGUAUCUUUCGAGAUACUGCUAUGUUAAUACAUCAAUCUAUUGCGAAACUGUAGAACCUAUGUACCACUAUGACAUGACACUGGAUCGAAAGAACUGCCGUUCAUGGUAGAUUCACUGCAGUAAAUUUCUAUUAGAAGUU
Phragmites australis (common reed) is the source of this 1393-nucleotide messenger RNA. RefSeq names its product probable BOI-related E3 ubiquitin-protein ligase 2. The record is from RefSeq and is a predicted model, not a curated record. NCBI's taxonomy places the organism in Eukaryota, Viridiplantae, Streptophyta, Magnoliopsida, Poales, Poaceae. The coding region runs from base 242 to 1231 and encodes 329 amino acids. The transcript has 4 exons. Gene Ontology annotation, molecular function: ubiquitin-protein transferase activity.